AUGAUCUCUAUUAUUUAUAUUAUUUCAAUCAUCUCAAUUUCCAUUGCCGCGGGAGCUCCUAUCGACAUCGCCGAUGGGAUCAUUCCUAUCGGACCCAAACUUGCAAUCCGCCACGUCGUUUCGGCCAUUGAAGGCGACGGUGCCAUUGCGCCAAGACUGAGAUUCGUCCACAUUGCCCCAAAGGCACAACACAUAGGCGCCUUUGCAGACGGAAUUGGCUGUGCCAAACUCGGGCACGCAAUCAAACUACACAGCCACAUCAAAAUUGAUGAAGGUGAAAUACUUGUAGAAUUAUUAGGUAUAUCGGAUUGUAAAACAUGGCACGCAGCCCUAUUGGGGGUGUAUCACCCUCUUGUUGACCACUUGAUCCACAAGGCGUAUGCCGGUAUCAAGGACAAAGGAAUCAGGAUUGUUGACUCCAUCGACGGGUUAAUUGACAUAAUUCACGCCCAAAUCGACGGAAUUCACGCAAAAUUGUUCGGUGCUUUAGUCAAAAAGGGACUGCCAUCUCACAUAUUCACAAUUAAGCUCCAAGCCAAACUGGAACACGCCCUUAAAUUGUACUCAUAG
Messenger RNA from Theileria orientalis strain Shintoku, 570 nucleotides. RefSeq lists its product as hypothetical. The transcript has a single exon. Lineage: Eukaryota; Apicomplexa; Aconoidasida; Piroplasmida; Theileriidae. The coding region runs from base 1 to 570 and encodes 189 amino acids. The record is from RefSeq and is a predicted model, not a curated record.